AUGCCUCCAAGGAAAGACCACAAAUAUGAAGUGAAUGACAAAGUGUUAUGCAAACAUGGUCUCUACUUUUAUGAGGCGAAAAUUAUCGAGGUGGAAGAGGUCGAUGGCGAAAUGGUAUACUUGGUGCACUAUCAGGGGUGGCAUAAACGCUACGAUGAACGAAUCCGUCAAUCACAAUGCGCUGACUAUUUUUUGCCUCUUACGGAAGCAAACAUCGCCAAGGCGAAAGCGGAUAUCCAGGAGGCGACUUCAGCGAAGUCGAAACGAAAACGCGCUAAAUUGGAGGAUGACGACACGAGAAAGAGUGAGACUGGAAGUCGAGCAUCUACACCAAGUGACAGAGCAGGUAGCAGCUCGCAUGCACCCAGCACCCACAGUGAUCGCCGAGGACAUAUUGCCAAAAAUGAUAAUGGUUCACGAAAGUCUGGGGGAGAUGGUGUAGGCCGCAUUCCGGCUGAUCUGCUUGCACCUGAGAUCGACUCUCAACUUGAACAGUUGGGCAGUCUGCCGAAAUUGAUCAAGAACAUUUUGGUUAAUGAACAUGAUGCUGUUGUUAAUCAAGGAAAAUUGGCUAUCUUACCGUCGAGAGUUACUGUGCACGACAUUGUGGAGAAAUAUGUAGAAUUUGUGGAGUUACAUUAUGGUAACAAAGCAGUAGAAAUCGAGCACGACAGUGGUGUAACAUAUCUGGCCAGCAAUGAAAUAUUAAUUAGAACAGCGAGGGCAUUGCGAGACUAUUUUGACAUCCUACUUCCUUACCAGUUAUUAUACAAAUUUGAACGCCUGCAGUUUAAUACUUUGGCCAAGAAGGAACAGGAGAAGUUUGACGCAGAACAAGCGCAUUUUCAAGAGACAACACCGCGCAGGUUGCGCAAGUCAUCGCGCGAAGUGAAGACGUCAUUUCCCCCGUCAGUGUACGCUCAGAUUUUGGAUGGAGGUCCUCUCCGACCUGACAUCAUUCGUUCAUCCAAAUUUUAUGGUUUGGCUCAUCUGCUCCGCAUGUUGGUCAAGCUUCCUGCCCUUCUCCGUGUAGUCGCUUGUGGACAGGCUGGCUUAAUGGAUCGAAUUGCUUGUAUUCACGAUUUUAUUGCAUUUGUUCGUCAAAACGCUCCUUACAUACUUGAUUUGAGUGUUGACUACAAGGAAGCUUCCUCGGAAUAUGUUAAAAGCGUUGGGUCAAGUUAG
Molecule: messenger RNA, 1185 nt
Organism: Strongylus vulgaris
Lineage: Eukaryota; Metazoa; Nematoda; Chromadorea; Rhabditida; Strongylidae
Source: the annotation of a GenBank genome assembly